AUGUUUCCAGAAGUACGUGCGCUUUCGCCCAUAGAAAUAACAAAUGAAACGCAGUUGGCUUUCGCCCUAAUGAUGAGAAAAGGAAAUGAAACCUUUUUGCUGCGUGAAGGUAAAUAUAACUUGAAGAAUUUCACUGUCCUCACCAACCUUCAGAUGGUCGGUCUAGAACAGCAGGUAGUUUUAAAUUGUAUAGAAAGUUGUUGCAUAUUGCACCAAUCAAAGUGCUAUUUUGAGAAUAUAACCUUUCCAAAAGGAAGCAGUGGUAUAAUGUGCCAAGGGAAGGAUGCAGCUAUUCACAUGAACCAGUGCGAAACUUCAGGAGGGUUUGUAAGUUGUGAGGAUAGUCCAGAAUGCAACGGUGGACCAGGGUGUAUAGCAGCUUCUCUAGGAAAGCCGGUUUGUGACCGCACUGACAAAUUUGGGGAUCCAGGUUCCGAGUCGGGUGUGGCUGGCUCUCCUGGAAUUCAGAUUACGAGUGGAAGCUCUGCUUUUAUUGAAAACUGUGUUAUUCGAGACUGCGGAGGUGGAGGUGCUCUUGUAGCGUGGGAAGGUGCUUACAUGGAGGUCAGAAAAUGUGAGAUUUACAGAAACCAUCAAGCUGGUCUAGAAGCAAGGCUAGGGGGUCAACUGGUUGCUUUUAAAAACAGGGUAUUUAAUAAUGGUUACCAUGGUAUUUUAAUUGGCCCGAAUGCAGGAGAAUGUGAUGUCAAUGAAAACAAAGUAUUUGAAAACGCAAAGGAGGGUAUUUUUGUCGGUCGCACCGAACACAAGAUAGUUGUGAGAAACAACGACGUCCAUCACAACCGCCUUUUCGGUAUUUCUCUCCAGGAAGACCCUUGUCUGUUGGUCAGUAAAAACAGGAUAUUCGAAAACGGGUUUUGGGGAAUUCAAGCCCAGUUACGAACAUCAGCGAAAAUAACAGGGAAUGUUAUCUCUGGCAACAAAUGUGGUGGAAUUUUCAUUAACGUAAAUUACUCUGGACGGGUUUAUCUGGACUCAAACAUCGUUCGAGACCAUAGUGGCCCAUGGCUAUUUGGAGAAUAUGCAAAAUAUGCAAAGAGAGUUGAGUUUCCCCUUGAAAAUAGCCUCCCGAGCAAAACACCUCCUCCACCAGGGGAAAAGAAUAUUUAUAGCACCCCUCCUAUCCUUUAUGGAAACAAAGAAUUUAAUAACAAAGAAGGUAUAUAUCACCCAAGAAAGGUAGUUGAGCGGUUACACGAUGUCUGCACAUUUUGUGGUGGCUCAAGACAUGAAGGAAAGCGUCUCAUUAAGUGUUCAAAUUGUAAGAUUGCAUCAUAUUGCUCAAAAGAAUGCCGAAGUCGGCACUUCCAUGCACACGAGGCAUUGUGCAAAGCCCUAAAAAGUCGUUAUUCCAUUACGUUCGAUGAAACAUCGUUACGGAAUCAGUAUGCGCUAAGAUAUGCUAUUCACGUAAAAGGCAGUGGAACUGGCCCUGAACUCAAACUCAACAGUCGCGAAAAAUUCAUCAUCAAGAUUCAAACCCAAACUCAGAACGGUCACCCAAAGCAGUUGCUCCAUGUUUAUGACCAGAGUCGAACUCUUGAAUGCGACAUUCAGAGCCCAGAAAUCUUUAACAUAAUAAUGGAAUGCGGUGUCCUUGGAAGUCUCAAUAAACAUACAAGCAAAAAGGUUUUCUUCUUGGCAUCCUUCGAUGAGGGAGGGAAGAAACUAACAAUUUACCUUGAUCAAUUAGCUCCGUAUCAGCAGUGGUGA
This is a messenger RNA of Porites lobata, 1734 nucleotides long. NCBI's taxonomy places the organism in Eukaryota, Metazoa, Cnidaria, Anthozoa, Scleractinia, Poritidae. The record is from the annotation of a GenBank genome assembly.